Daldinia vernicosa is the source of this 1221-nucleotide messenger RNA. Its product is annotated as electron transfer flavoprotein, alpha subunit. Gene Ontology annotation, cellular component: mitochondrion. Gene Ontology annotation, molecular function: flavin adenine dinucleotide binding; electron transfer activity. Lineage: Eukaryota; Fungi; Ascomycota; Sordariomycetes; Xylariales; Hypoxylaceae. The transcript is spliced from 2 exons. The record is from RefSeq and is a predicted model, not a curated record. The coding region runs from base 119 to 1180 and encodes 353 amino acids.
CGUGAACAACCGAAUUCAUGACGAGGUUCUUAGAAUCUUAGAAGCUUAGACGAACUGUAGUAGGCUGGUUUCCGCCGCAUGAAACUUGCCAAACUUCAGUCGCAAAACAAACCACACAAUGCUUUUCUCUACAGCGAGCCGGACACUUCUUAGAGGCGUCGGCAGCCUGCCGCGCUCUACUUCUGUUCUUUCGAAUCCUUUCAACAACAGCCCCUCCGCCCUUCGAAGAUUAUUGUCGUCGUUGGCUGUCCUAGAACAGCGCGAUGGGAAGCUCAACCACGGUUCUUUGAGCGCAAUUACAGCCGCUAAGAAGCUUGGGGGCUCGAUACAUGGAUUCGUCGCCGGAAGCAAUAUUAAGCCCGUAGCAGAGGAGGCGGCCAAAGUAGAAGGCGUCGAGAAAAUAAUCGCAGUGGACAACGCUGCUUACGACAAGGGCCUCCCGGAGAACUUUGCGCCGCUAUUAGUCGAGAACAUCAAGAAGGGCGGCUACACUCAUAUCAUCGCGGGGCACACUGCUUUUGGGAAGAGCUUAUUACCGCGGGUCGCCGCACUUCUCGACUCCCAGCAAAUAUCAGACAUAACUGCUAUUGAAAACGAGAACACCUUCGUGCGCCCUAUAUACGCCGGCAAUGCCAUCGCGACCGUCGAGUCCUCCGAUCCUGUCAAGGUUAUUACUAUUCGCGGCACGGCCUUCCCCGCUGCCGAAGCACAGGGCGGCUCCGCAACUAUAGAAGAUGGCGUUGACCCUAAUGUGGAAAUCUCCGUGGAGUGGGUUUCUGAAGAUCUCGCCAAAUCAGACAGGCCGGACCUAGCGACCGCCGGCAAAGUAGUUGCCGGAGGUAGAGGUCUAAAAUCAAAGACAGGCUUCGAUAACAUCAUGCUACCGCUUGCAGAUUCGUUAAACGCCGCAGUCGGUGCUUCUCGUGCUGCGGUGGAUAGCGGAUACGCCGACAACAGUCUUCAGGUUGGACAAACGGGUAAGGUGGUUGCUCCUCAACUAUACCUUGCCGUUGGAAUUUCCGGUGCCAUCCAGCAUCUGGCGGGUAUGAAGGACAGCAAGGUGAUUGCAGCUAUUAACAAGGACCCCGAGGCGCCAAUAUUCCAAGUAGCGGACGUGGGCUUGGUUGGGGAUUUAUUCGACAAGGUCCCCGAGUUAACAAAGAAACUAAAGAGUUCGUGAAUAAAUAUAUAAGUACCUAAUAUAAAUACAAUAUUUACAAU